CAUAGGCAAUUAGCAAAUGUAUUUAUUUAAUACUGGAGAUGUGACAUACUUCCAUGCCCUAACAAGAACUUUCACUGCCAUUGAUCUUUCAUUAGCCACUCCCAACCUAUUUUCAGCGUUUACAUGGGAAGUUGGAUCUAAUCCACUUUCCAGUGACCACUUCCCAAUAUUUCUAAAAUACCGAGGCAGAGAUAGCUGUGAAACAGCCCGUCCACCACGCUGGAAAUUGGAAACAGCUGAUUGGCCUCUUUUUCCUCUAUGGCCAACAUCACGGAGGAUAUGGUGAAUAUUGCUGAUAUCAAUGACGCAGUUGAAGUUGUCACUUCCAGUAUUAUUCAGGCAGCUGAAAAAACAAUGGGGAAGACAUCAACUAGAUAUCCAAAACAUCCUAAACCAUGGUGGAACCAGAAUUGUGAGGAAGCAUUUAAAGCUCAAAAGAAAGCAUGGGGUAUUUUCAGAAGAUACCCCACUUCGAGAAAUUUGGUUGCUUUUAAAAAAGCAAAGGCAAAUGCCAGAAGAAUUAGAAGACAAAGCCAAAGGGAUUCUUGGAGGCAGUAUGUCUCUAGUAUAACAUCUUCUACUAGCUCAAAAGCAGUCUGGGAUAAAAUCCAUAAAAUUAAUGGAAAAUAUGCUACCCACUCUCUGUCCAUGCUGGAAAAUAAUGGCACAAUAAUCAGCGAUAUACAGGGUAUUGCCAAUUUGUUGGGUGAAACGUUUUCUUCUUCAUCCAGCAAUGUAAUGUUUACUAGGAAUUUUCAAGCUUAUAAAGCUCAAAAUGAAAAACAAUAUUUAAACUUUCACUCCUCAUCUAAUGAGGAAUAUAAUGUGCUAUUCACCAGCAUAGAACUACAUACAGUAAUCUCUCGCUAGGGGAAUACUGCUGUAGGUCCGGAUAAAAUCUACUACAGCAUGAUUAAAAAUCUUUCAGACAAUUCUCUUUGUAAUGUUCUGAAUCUGUUUAACAGAAUAUGGACAGAACAUACUUUUCCCGACUCUUGGAAGCUAUCUAUCAUUAUUCCCAUUCCAAAACCUGGUAAAGAUCACAAGAAUUCCUCUAAUUACAGACCAAUUUCUCUGACAAGUUGUCUCUGUAAACUUUUCGAGAGAAUGGUAAACAGGCGUCUAAUGUAUCUCUUAGAGAAAAAGGAAUACUUUUCAACACAUCAGAGUGGUUUUCGUAGGAACAGAAGUACCACUGAUAACCUGGUAAACCUUGAAACAGCUAUACGCGAAGCGUUUGUUUGACGACAACACUUAGUGUCUGUGUUUUUUGACAUAGAGAAAGCCUAUGAUCGCUGUUGGCGAUACGGGAUACUUCGUGAUCUACACCAAUUUGGAUUGCGGGGUAAUUUGCCAAUGUUUAUAAAAAACUUCUUAGAGAAACGAAGAUUCCAAGUUUGGAUGGGCAACACUUUAUCUAGACUCUUCACACAAGAAGAAGGUGUUCCUCAAGGUUCUAUUUUGAGUGUGACUCUGUUUUUAAUUAAAAUUAAUAGCAUAGCUAACUGUCUUCCUCCCAGUGUGAAACAGUUCUUGUAUGUGGAUGACUUUCAGAUCUCCUGUCAGUCUAAUAAUAUGAAUUUCAUUGAGAGACAACUUCAAACUUCCCUAAAUCGCAUAUAUAAUUGGUCCAAGACCAAUGGGUUUACGUUUAAUGCAGCGAAGACAUCGUGCAUCCACUUCUGCCGUGGUUUGCACCUGGAUCCUGAAAUUCACUUAAAUGGCAAUAAAAUUCCAAUGGUGAAUCAGGCUAAGUUUUUGGGUGUUUAUUUAGACCUAAAACUGACAUUUUUGCCACACUUGCGCAACCUGAAGAGUAGAUGUUUAAAAUCUCUAAACCUUUUAAAGGUACUAUGCUGCUCAUCCUGGGGAGCAGACAAAGUUUCUAUGCUCAGGAUUUAUAGGGCCCUUGUCCGCUCUAUGCUGGAUUACGGUUGCAUUGUUUAUGGCUCUGCGCGAGAAUCUACUCUUCAGAUGCUGGAUCCAAUCCACCAUCAAGCACUACGUUUGUGCACUGGUGCUUUUCGGACUUCCCCUGUACAAA
Molecule: messenger RNA, 2044 nt
Organism: Centruroides sculpturatus (bark scorpion)
Lineage: Eukaryota; Metazoa; Arthropoda; Arachnida; Scorpiones; Buthidae
Exons: 1
Coding region: 259-870 (203 amino acids)
Source: RefSeq, a predicted model, not a curated record